This is a messenger RNA of Ipomoea triloba (trilobed morning glory), 7269 nucleotides long. RefSeq names its product dentin sialophosphoprotein-like. The record is from RefSeq and is a predicted model, not a curated record. NCBI's taxonomy places the organism in Eukaryota, Viridiplantae, Streptophyta, Magnoliopsida, Solanales, Convolvulaceae. The transcript has 2 exons. Bases 1 to 7269 code for a protein of 2422 amino acids.
AUGCCAGAAAUAUUAUCCCUGCCUCUAACCUUUUUUUUGUUUUUACUGUUAUUCUAUUUUUCAUCUGCUGACAACAACUCCGAUGGAGAUGGAAGAUCCAACGGCAACGGCAACUACUCGGGCAGUUUUCUGAAGGUGUACUCUUUUGGGGAGUCGGAGACAGACACGGGAAACGCGCACGCCAUCGGGAACCUUAAAGAACAUGUGCAGCGGGUGUCGUCCUUGCCGCAAACAUUUCAUACGUACAACAAUCGGAGGUUGACCGACGGCCGAUUGAUCAUUGAUCAUGUUGCGGAAUCCCUGUCUCUACAACCGCCGAUCCCCUACCAGAGCGUUUCCGGGACGGCGAGAAGCGGCGCAAGCGCUUCGUUCUCCCACCAUCACCAAAUCUCUAGUAGUCAUUCGUUUUCUAUGUCUUCGCAUCACAACGUCAGUACUUCCGUGCAUGGCGGCGCAGCGAGUGGCUCGAUGUCGGCUCACGGCGGAGCGAGUGGUUCGAUGUCGGCUCACGGCGGAGCUAGUGGUUCGAUGUCGACUCACGGCGGAGCGAGUGCUUCGGUGUCGGCUCACGGCGGAGCGAGUGCUUCGGUGUCGGCUCACGCCGGAGCGAGUGCGUCGAUGUCGGCUCAUGGCGGAUCGAGUGUUUCGAUGUCGGCUCACGGCGGAUCGAGUUCUGAAACGUCGGCUCACGGCGGAUCGAGUUCUUCGAUGUCGGCUCACGGCGGAUCGAGUGCUUCGAUGUCGGCUCACGGCGGAUCGAGUUCUUCGAUGUCUAGUCACGGCGAAUCGAGUUCUUCGAUGUCUAGUCACGGCGGUUCGAGUUCUUCGAUGUCUAGUCACGGCGGAUCGAGUUCUUCGAUGUCUAGUCACGGUGGAUCGAGUUCUGAAAUGUCGGGCCAUGGUGGAGCAAGUUCUGAAAUGUCGAGUGACGGUUCAUCAAACAAUGGCAAAGAUGAAUCAUCAUCAUCAUCAAAGAGCAAUGCAGAUGAAUCAUCAGCAAAGAGCACAGAUGAGUCAUCGUCAAAGGGCGGCACAGAUGAUGAAUCAUCAAAGGGAAGUACAGAUACCUCAUCAUCAAAAAACAGUACAAGUGAGUCAUCAUCAAAGAGUGGCAAAGAUGAAUCAUCAUCAAAGGGCGGCACAGAUGAUACUUCAUCAUCAAAGAGCAGCACAGAUGAGUCGUCAUCAAAGAGCAGUACAGAAGAAUCAUCAUCAAAGGGUGGCACAGGUGAUGAAUCAUCUAAGAGAAGCACAGAUACCUCAUCAUUAAAAAACAGUACAGGUGAGUCAUCAUCACAGAGCAACACGGACGAGUCAUCAUCAAAGAAUGACAAAGAUGAAUCAUCAAAGGGCGCUAAAGAUGAAUCGUCAUCAAAGGGCGGAACAAAUGAUACUUCAUCAUCAAAGAGCAGCACAGACGAGUCAUCAACAAAGGGCAGCACGGAUAAUACUUCAUCAUCAAAGAGCAACACAAAUGAGUCAUCAUCAAAAAGUAGCAUAGACGAGUCAUCAUCAAAGAAUGACAAAGAUGAUUCAUCAUCAAAAGGUGGUACAGAUGAUACUUCAUCAUCAAAGAGCAGCAUAGACGAGUCAUCAUCAAAGGGCGGCACAGAUGAUGAAUCAUCUAAGGGGAACACAGAUACCUCAUCAUCAAAAAGCAGUACAGGUGAGUCAUCAUCAAAGAGCAGCGCAGAUGAGUCAUCAUCAAAGAGUAACAAAGAUGAAUCAUCAUCAACCGAUGGUAGCAGUGCCUCAUCUACAAACAAUAGCACAAAUGCUUCAUCAUCACAGAGUAACACAAACUCUUCAUCAUCAAUAAGUGGAAACGAUGGUUCAUCCUCAAAUAGUAGCACAAAUGAUUCAUCAUCAAAAACCAGCACAGGUCGUUCAUCGUCCAUCGAUGGCAAAGAUACUUCAUCUUCAGAGAACUGCACAUAUGCUUCAUCAUCAAAAACUAAAAAUAAUACUACAUCGUCAUCAUCAAUGGGUAGUUGUGAUCAUUCACCAUCAGAGGGUGGUAAAGAUUAUUCAAAUUCAAAGAGUCACAAAGAUCAUUCAUCAUCAAAGAACCAUAAAGAUUCCUCAAAGUCAAAGAGCAGCACAGAUGAGUCAUCAUCAAAGGGUGGCACAGAUGAUGAAUCAUCUAAGGGAAGCACAGAUACCUCAUCAUCAAAAAAUAGUACAGGUGAGUCAUCAUCAAAGAGCAGCAUAGAUGAGUCAUCAUCAAAGGAUGGUAAAGAUGAAUCAUCAUCAAAGGACGACACAGAUGAAUCAUCAUCAAAGGGCGGAAUAGAUGAUACUUCGUCAUCAAAGAGCAACACAGAUGAGUCAUCAUCAAAAAACAGCACAGACGAGUCAUCAUCAAAGAGUGGCAAAGAUGAUUCGUCAUCAAAAGGUGACACAAAUGAUACGUCAUCAUCAAAGAGCAGCACAGAUGAUUCAUCAUCAAAGGGCGACAUAGAUGAUUUAUCAUCUAAGGGGAGCACAAAUACCUCAUCAUCAAAAAGCAGUACAAGUGAGUCAUCUUCAAACAACAGCACGAACGAAUCAUCAUCAAAGAGUGGCAAAGAUGAAUCAUCAUCAAAAGGCGGCACAGAUGAUACUUCAUCAUCAAAGAGCAGCACAAAUGAGUCAUCAUCAAAAAACAACACAGAUGAGUCAUCAUCAAAGAGUGGCAAAGAUGAUUCAUCAUCAAAAGGUGGUACAGAUGAUACUUCAUCAUCAAAGAGCAGCAUAGAAGAGUCAUCAUCAAAGAGUGGCACAGAUGAUGAAUCAUCUAAGGGAAACACAAAUACCUCAUCAUCAAAAAGCAGUACAGAUGAGUCAUCAUCAAAGAGCAGCGCGGAUGAGGCAUCAUCAAAGAGUAGCAAAGAUGAAUCAUCAUCAACCGGUGGCAGCGACACCUCAUCCACAAACAAUAGCACAAAUGCUUCAUCAUCACAAAAUAACACAGAUUCUUCAUCAUCAAUAAGUGGAACCGAUGGUUCAUCCUCAAAUAGUAGCACAAAUGAUUCAUCAUCAAAAACCAACGCAGAUCAUUCAUCGUCAAUCGGUGGCAUAGAUACUUCAUCUUCAGUAAAUUGCACAUAUGCUUCAUCAUCAAAGACUGAAAAUAAUACUACAUCGUCAUCAUUAAUGGGUGGCUGUGAUCAUUCACCAUCAACGGGUGGUAAAGAUUAUUCAAAUUCAAAGAGUCACAAAGAUCAUUCAUCGUCAAAGAACCAUAAAGAUUCCUCAAAGUCAAAGAGUCACAAAGAUCAUUCAUCAUCAAAGAGUCAUAAAGAUUCUUCAAAGUCAAAGAGUCACAAAGAUCAUUCAUCAUCAAAGAGCCAUAAAGAAUCUUCGAAGUCAAAGAGUGACAAAGAUCAUACAUCAUCAAAGAGCCAUAAAGAAUCUUCACAGUCAAAGAGUGACAAAGAUCAUUCAUCAUCAAAGAGCCAUAAAGAAUCUUCAAAGUCAAAGAGUGUCAAAGAACAUUCAUCAUCAAAGAACCAUAAAGAAUCUUCAAAGUCAAAGAGUUACGAAGAUCACUCAUCAUUAAAGAGCCAUGAACAUUCUUCAAAGUUAAAGAGUGACAAAGAUCAUUCACCAUCAAAGAGCCAUAAAGAAUCUUCAAAGUCAAAGAGUGUCAAAGAACAUUCAUCAUCAAACAGCAAUAAAAAUUCUUCAAAGUCAAAGAGUUACGAAGAUCACUCAUCAUCGAAGAGCAAUAAACAUUCUUCAAAGUUAAAGAGUGACAAAGAUCAUUCAUCUUCAAAGAGGCAUAAAGAUUCUUCAAAGUCAAAGACUCACAAUGAUCAUUCAUCAUCAAAGGACAAUAAAGAGUCUUCAUCGGCAAAGUGCAAUAAUGAUUAUUCAUCAUCACAAAGCGGUAAGGAUUCUUCAUUAUCACAAAUUAGUAACAAUUCUUCAUCAUCACAAAGUAGUAAGGAUUAUUCAUCUGCAGAAAGUAGCCAAGAUAAUUCAUCACCAAAGGGUGGCAUAGAUGUUUCAUCGUCCAGUGGCAACAUAGAUGCUUCAUCCUCAAAUAAUGGUUCAAAUACUUCAUCAUCAAAUUGCAACACAGAUACUUCAUCAUCGAAGAGCAAUGUAGAUACUUCAUCUUCAAAUAUCAACACAGAUACUUCAUCAUCAAAGAGUAAUGCAAAUACAUCAUCUUUAAAUGAUAAUACAAAUGAUGAUACAAACAAUGACUCAAAUACUUCAUCAUCAGAGAGCAAUGCAAAUACAUCAUCUUCAAAUGAUGAUACAAAUGCUUCAUCAUCAAAUAAUGAUACAAACAAUGCCUCAAAUACUUCAUCGUCAAAUAGCAACACAAAUACUUCAUCAUCGAAGAGUAAUGCAGAUACUUCAUCUUCAAAUAGCAACACAGAUACUUCAUCAUCGAAGAGUAAUGCAGAUAAGUCAUCUUCAAAUAAUGAUACAAAUGGUUCAUCAUCAAAGAGUAAUAAAGAUAUUUCAUCAUCAAACGAAGACACAAAUGCUUCAUCAUCAAACACAGACACUUCAUCUUCAAAGAACAACACAGACGCUUCAUCUUCAGAGGACAACAAAGAUACGUCAUCAUCAAAUAGUGAGACAGGCACGUCAUCAUCAAAUAGCAACACAAAUGGUUCAAAUGAUGAUACAAAUGCAUCAAAUAGCAACACAAAUGGUUCAAAUGAUGAUACAAAUGCUUCAUCAUCAAAUGAAGACACAAAUGCUUCAUCAUCAAACACAGACACUUCAUCCUCAAAGAACAACACAGACGCUUCAUCUUCAAAGGACAACAAAGAUACGUCAUCAUCAAAUAGCAACACAAAUGGUUCAAAUGAUGAUACAAAUGCUUCAUCAUCAAAUGAAGACACAAAUGCUUCAUCGUCAAACACAGACACUUCAUCCUCAAAGAACAACACAGGCGCUUCAUCUUCAGAGGACAACAAAGAUACGUCAUCAUCAAAUAGUGAGAUAGGCACAUCAUCAUCAAAUAGCAACACAAAUGGUUCAAAUGAUGAUACAAAUGUUUCAUCAUCAAAUGAAGACACAAAUGCUUCAUCGUCAAACACAGACACUUCAUCCUCAAAGAACAACACAGGCGCUUCAUCUUUAGAGGACAACAAAGAUACGUCAUCAUCAAAUAGUGAGACAGGCACGUCAUCAUCAAAUAGCAACACAAAUGGUUCAAAUGAUGAUACAAAUGCUUCAUCAUCAAAUGAAGACACAAAUGCUUCAUCGUCAAACACAGACACUUCAUCCUCAAAGAACAACACAGGCGCUUCAUCUUUAGAGGACAACAAAGAUACGUCAUCAUCAAAUAGUGAGACAGGCACGUCAUCAUCAAAUAGCAACACAAAUGGUUCAAAUGAUGAUACAAAUGUUUCAUCAUCAAAUGAAGACACAAAUGCUUCAUCGUCAAACACAGAUACUUCAUCCUCAAAAAACAACACAGACGCUUCAUCUUCAGAGGACAACAAAGAUACGUCAUCAUCAAAUAGCAACACAAAUGGUUCAAAUGAUGAUACAAAUGCUUCAUCAUCAAACACAGACACUUUAUCCUCAAAGAACAACACAAACGCUUCAUCUUCAGAGAACAACAAAGAUACUUCAUCAUCAAAUAGCGAGACAGGCACGUCAUCAUCAAAUAGCAACACAAAUGGUUCAAAUGAUGAUACAAAUACUUCAUCAUCAAAGAGUAAUAAAGAUAUUUCAUCAUCAAACGACGACACAAAUGCAUCAUCAUCAAACACAGACACUUCAUCCUCGAAGAACAACACAGACGCUUCAUCUUCAAAGAACAACAAAGAUACUUCAUCAUCAAAUAGUGAGAUAGGCACAUCAUCAUCAAAAAGCAACACAGAUGAUUCAUCGUCAAACAGUAACACUGAAGAUUCAUCUUCAAAAGGCAACAUUGACGCUUCAAUGUCAAAUAACAACACAAGCACUUCAUCAUCACAAAGCAAUACACAUGAUUCAUCCUCGACGAGCAACACAAACACUUCACCUUCAGAAAGUAACACAGAUUCUGCAUCUUCUAAUAGCGGCACAAAUGCUUCAUCGGCUAAUAACACGAAUUCUUCAUCGUCAAAAAGUGGAACAAAUGAUUCAUCAUCAAUGGAUAAAGAAGGUGGUUCAUCAUUAAACAACCAGACAGGUGCUUCAGGCGAAACAAAUGAUUCAUCAUCAAUGGAUAACACCGGUGCUUCAUCAGCAAAAAGCCACAUAGGUGGUUCAUCAUCACAUAGCAUUUCGGGUGGUUCAUCAUCACAUAGUAUUUCGGGUGGUUCAUCAUCACAUAGCACUUCAAGUGGUUCAUCAUCACAUGGCAUUUCAGGUGAUUCAUCAUCACAUGGAAUUUCAGCUGGUGGUUCAUUAUCCCAUAAUGUUUCAUGGUCACGUCAUAGCCAUAAAAGUUCUUCAUGGUCAAGUAGUGGCACAAGUGCUUCAAUGAGUUCUGAGUCUGGAAUGAAUUUUGCUAUUGCUGGAUCAACAUCUCUCUCCAGAGAGUACUACACCUCUAAUAAAGCACAUUCGUUCACUUGGACAAACAUUCCUCUUAACUUUCACUCUCAAAUAAUUUGGUUCAACAAGUUUUUGCAAUCUAAGGGCUGUCAUAAUGCUGCUGAUGCUCGUUGUAAGGCUGAUAUUGAGAAUGCACUCUUCUGGUUAGGUGCAAUAGGUGUCUCAGAUUACUUCCAAAUCAAUAGCAAGUCUAUCGUUUCUAUGCGAGGAAUCUCACAGUUAUGCAUUCAUCAUACCACACAACUUCUUCAGGCGGUGCUCAAUGCAGGAGCAAAACACAUUGUAGUACAAGGUUUACCACCAGUAGGCUGCUUUCCUGUAAGCAUAUCUUCAUGUCCAGCUCAAGAACUUGAUCAGAUGGGGUGUAAUUCAAAUGUAAACACGGCAAUAGACCUUCACAAUAAACUGCUCCAGAAGAUUAUCGAAAGGUUCAGAAGGCAGUACCCUCAGUGCACAAUCAUAUAUGCAAAUUACUGGAAGGCAUUCUUAACAAUAUUCAAUGAUCCUGGAAAUUACAAUUUCAAGGAGACUAAAAAAGCAUGUUGUGGGGGAGGAGGAGGAGAAUUCAACUUUGAUAGGAACACGAUGUGUGGCAUGUCUGGUGCGUCCAAAUGCUCAGAUCCUGAUGAUUACAUUAGCUGGGAUGGUAUUCACCUCUCUGGAGCCAUGAAUAAGCAUCUGUCUGAGCUCUUGCUCAAUCAAGACUAUUGUGAACCACCAUUUUCUGAGCUGGUCAAUAAGAAAACUAGUACUGGAUUAAUGCAGAAAUAG